AUGACGCCUACUGAAAUGACAUUUGUCGGUGCUGAACGACGAACGGACAACAACGGCGGCGGCGGCGGCAGCAGCUCUGCCAAGCAGUCACCACUUGCACGAGUCGACACGCCGCCGGACCAGAUCCACGACGACGACCUGCCACAGGGCGCAUCAUCGGGCACAGAGGAGACAUGCGACGUGUACAAGACGCCGCCGCCAGACGGCGGGCUGGCAGCGUGGCUGGCGCUGCUGAGCUCGUGGAUGGGGGGGAGAAGAUCACAGGAAGCUAACGAGGUCUACCACAAAUCAGGCAUUGGCACCUUUCAAGGCUACUACCAAGAAGACUACCUCCGAGAGUACUCCCCCAGCACAAUAUCCUGGAUCCCAUCGCUGCAAAUCUUCAUCGCCUACGCAACUAACCCCUUCACCGGACGCCUCUACGAUGUAUACGGCCCGCGGUUGCUCGUCGCCGGCGGCACCGCGCUCGAAGUCGUCGGCCUCGGCCUCGCCUCCCUCGCGAAGCGCUACUGGCAGAUCCUGCUCGCGCAAGGGCUCUGCGCCGCGCUGGGCAUGUCCGCGCUCUACGUGCCGGCGACGGCCCUCGUGGCGGGGUGGUUCGACCGCCGGCGGGGGCUCGCGUACGGGCUCGCGACAUCGGGCUCGUCCGUCGGGGGCGUCGUGCUGCCGCUGCUUCUCGUGCGGCUGGUGCCCCGCGUCGGCUUUCCCUGGGCGCUGCGCGCGGCCGCGCUGCUGGUGCUGGUGCUGCUGCUCGUCGCCAACGCCACGGUGCGGGCGCGGCUGCCGCCGCGUCCGGCGCCGCUGUCGCGCCAGGUCCUGCUGCGCCCGCUGCGCGACGCCAGGCUCAUGCUCGUCAACGCCGGCUUCCUGCUCAUGACGCUCGGUGUCUUCAUUCCCAUCAACUACAUGGCCGUCGAGGCCAGUGCGCGCGGUCUGCCGGCCGCGCAGGGCCACUACCUCGUCGCCACCAUGAAUGCGGGGAGCCUGGUGGGACGCAUCGGCGCCGGGAUGGUGGCGGACCGCGCAGGCGCGUACAACACGUUCGUCGCCGUCUCGACGCUGGCUGGCGUGCUGGUGCUGGCGCUGUACAUCCCGGCGCGCGGCGCCGCCGCUGUGUGGACGUUUUCGGUGCUGUUUGGCAGCACGUCGGGCGCGUACAUUGCGCUGCUGGCGCCGCUCGUCGUCAAGAUCUCGCCGCUGGAGGAGUCGGGAUACCGCAUCGGGCUGUUGUUUGCCAUGUCGUCGGUGAGCGGGCUGGUGACGAGCCCAAUCGGCGGUGCCAUCCUGGAGCGCUGGGGUGGUGACUACACGGGCAUGAAGAUUUACUCAGGCGCCAUGAUGCUGAGCGGCGCGGCGCUCGUCUUUGUUUCACGCAUGAUGUCGACCGGGUGGAAGGUGAAUGCUAUUUUCUAA
Molecule: messenger RNA, 1413 nt
Organism: Cordyceps militaris CM01
Lineage: Eukaryota; Fungi; Ascomycota; Sordariomycetes; Hypocreales; Cordycipitaceae
Product: monocarboxylate transporter, putative
Exons: 3
Coding region: 1-1413 (470 amino acids)
Biological process (GO): transmembrane transport
Cellular component (GO): fungal-type vacuole membrane
Molecular function (GO): transmembrane transporter activity
Source: RefSeq, a predicted model, not a curated record